UUACUUAGUUCACUUAAGAUACGCUUAUGAGAAACCUCCUGUACUCAAGAGAGGAGUUGUGGGCGGGGCUUUCACACCUGUAUUCGUAUAUCCGGAAAGUUCGCGGUUUACUCAGCGGUUGAGCGUGUCCCGGUGUUCGAUUAUAUAGGUUAUGACAGUGGUCCUCUGAAAGCACCGGGCCAAUGUGACAUUGCGCCAGAAACUGCAACAUUUCAGUUACAAAGUAAAAGGAAAACAGGUCCAUCAUGUCACACCAACAAUCCCAAACAUCCACAGGGGACAAGUCUCCUAUUAUGUUGGACAACAUGCUCUCCGAGCUUCAUCUGGAUUCCCAGGCUAAUUCUUCAUCCUCAAACACGGACAUCACUCUACCUGUGCAGCCUUCACGGACUGAUAUAAUCCUGAGCACCAAGAGUGAAGCAGCUCGGAGGCUUGGAACACAGCAGCUCAUCCCCAAAAACCUGGCUGUCACUAGUCGACCAAAGAACCGCCACCAUACCACGGUGGUCACGCUGCCUGUGGUCAAAGAGGCCCAAAAAAACAUACAGCGUUUCUCUCAUAAUCCUGAAAUCUCCUGGGAGGACUAUGACAGUGACGAUGGUGGCUUGCAAAGGAACCGCAGAAACAAGUCGUACAGAGCUGCGGUCACUAGUCUUGAUCAAGAUUUGACUUGGAAACAGGACCUGCUGCAGCCUGUUAUAGAGGAGAAGGAGAAAACACCUAGCUCGAAAACAGUGCCCAGUCCUGGACGCAAAAGAACCCUUGGCAGAAAGAGGAACCAGAAGAAUAGUGGAUCAUUUAAAGAUGAUCCACGGUUAUACCAGGAGAUUAAGGAAAGGGGUCUCCAGUCCAACAACCUGGGGCCUGAUGAUGAUGAUUUCAGCCAGAUGCCAGAGGAGGACCAGGGCAUUGUUGUGAAAACCUACAAGGCAGCAUACAUGACCUGGAGUCAACUUCCUCAGGUAAAAGAGAUGGGUAUUCUGGAGACCAUUACACCUGAGGAGCGUAAACGUCAAGAGGUCAUUUUCGAGAUUAUGACGUCUGAAUACUCCUACCUGCACAGCUUGGCUAUCCUGGUGCGCCAUUUCAAAUGCAAUGAGGCUUUGAGGAAGACCAUGACCACAACUGAACACCAUCACCUCUUCUCUAACAUCUCCACAGUCUACGAUGUCAGCAAGCGAUUUUUCGAAGCUCUUGAAAGGCGCCAUCAAGUUCAUCCUGUCGUUAAGGACAUCAGCGACAUAGUCCAGGACCACGCAACAAAUCGCUUUGAGCCAUACAUUGUGUAUUGCUCCAACGAGACGUUCCAGCAGAGGACGCUGCAGAAACUACUUACAUUUAAUACUGCCUUUAAGGAGGUGCUGAAACAAAUUGAAAGCAGUCCAGAAUGUGGAGCAUUGCCUAUGAUCUCCUUCCUCAUUCUGCCCAUGCAGAGAGUCACCCGUCUGCCCCUGCUGGUGGAUACCAUUUGUCAGAAGACAAUAAAGCAGACGACUGAAUACUACGCAGCUCGCUGGGCACUGAAGUCCAUCAGUAAGCUGGUAAAGAGCUGCAAUGAUGGCGCCCGUAGAAUGGAGCGCACCGAACAGAUGUACACCAUCCAGAAACAGAUGGAUUUUGGAAAGAUAAAGCCAUUCCCUUUAAUCUCCUCCUCUCGCUGGCUGCUGAAGAGAGGCGAGCUGGCCGUGUACACAGAGGAGCACGGGAUCUUCUGGAAAGCCUUCGGCCAUAAGAGCUAUUACCUUUUCCUGUUCAAUGAUGUACUCAUUGUUACCAGGAAAAAAAGUGACGAAAGCUACGUGGUGUUUGACUAUGCCACUCUGGAGAACGUGGAAGUUGAGGAGCAGGCUGACAAGCUCUGUUUGCGUCUGACGAUGAAACACAACAGCGAGGGGCGCUGUGAGCAGAUGGCUCUGGUGGCUGAAAGCAAGCUGGAAAGAGCUCGCUGGGUCACUGCUCUGCGCUGGUUUAAACAGGGAGAGUCUUCUCCUAACAAAGAUGCACUUCAAUAUGAAUCCACCAAAGCGUACAUGCCCAAAGAGCCAGAUGAGCUGAGCCUCCAGCAAGCUGAAGUGGUCGUCGUCCUACAGGAAGUGGAUGGUUGGUGCUAUGGGGACCGGAUGAGAGAUGGAGAAAAGGGAUGGUUUCCAGCCAGUUGUGCUACACAGAUUACCGACCCCAUUGCUAUCGAGUGCAACAUACUGCGCAUGCAGCGACUGCGGAAAGAGACCAACGUCUGAUCAAGGACUAUAAAAUCACAUGCCUCUCAGUCUAAAGCAUAAUAUCUGCUGUCCCUUACUAUACAAGAGGCAGCAGUUGCUCUGAAGAGUAGAAAUGUGAGCCUUUAAUGGUGUGAAUGAACUCUAUGCACUUGCCAGAGGGUGGAAUCAGACACAACAAACCAGUGAGAAACUUCAUGUUUGACUUUUAUUUUGAGCUUGCUUUUGUUAAAAUUCGUGUUUGGAUACAUAAAAAGUUAUUUAAAAAUGUCAAA
Molecule: messenger RNA, 2494 nt
Organism: Silurus meridionalis
Lineage: Eukaryota; Metazoa; Chordata; Actinopteri; Siluriformes; Siluridae
Gene: arhgef16
Product: Rho guanine nucleotide exchange factor (GEF) 16
Exons: 15
Coding region: 246-2240 (664 amino acids)
Biological process (GO): activation of GTPase activity
Molecular function (GO): protein binding; guanyl-nucleotide exchange factor activity
Source: RefSeq, a predicted model, not a curated record